AAGAAUUGACAAAUUGUUUAGUGUGAAUUUUAAGCUGUUUUAGUUUUUGUAGCGUUGUUUAUAUUUGUGUUUGGGCUAUGACGGACUCGGAGGCCGGCGCAUGGAUAACCUGGUUCUGCAGGCAGCGUGGCAAUGAAUUCUUUUGCGAAGUGGACGAGGAUUACAUACAGGACAAGUUCAAUCUGAACUUUCUAGACACGAAUGUGGACAACUAUAGACGCGCACUGGAAGUCAUACUCGAUCUGGACACAGGCUCUGCUUCCGAUACGGAUACAGAGCUGGAGCAAAGCGCUGAGAAACUUUAUGGAUUGAUACAUGCGCGCUUUAUAUUGACUAAUCGUGGUAUUGAUAUGAUGCUGGAUAAGUAUCAAAAGGGCGCCUUUGGCAUCUGUCCGCGCGUCUUUUGCCAGCGCCAGCCCGUGCUGCCCAUUGGCCUGAGCGACAAUCCUGGCGAGGAUAUGGUGCGCAUUUACUGCCCCAAAUGCGCGGAUGUCUAUGUGCCCAAGUCGACGCGGCAUGCGUCUGUGGAUGGCGCCUAUUUUGGCACUGGCUUUCCGCACAUGCUGUUCAUGGUUAAGCCCGAGGCGCGACCCAAGCGCAGCAAGCAAAAGUUUAUCGGCAGACUCUACGGCUUCAAGAUACAUCAGCUGGCCUAUCGCUCGGAGCUGCCAGCAGCCACUGGCAACAAGGAUCGCGUGCAGCCAGCUGAAGGCGACAGCAUCUAAUUCGCUUUUUUCUCAUCUCAUUAAAAAUUUGCCAACAUUAUUGGACAUGCUGCGCUGC
This is a messenger RNA of Drosophila busckii, 783 nucleotides long. RefSeq names its product casein kinase II subunit beta' (gene CkIIbeta2). The transcript has a single exon. The record is from RefSeq and is a predicted model, not a curated record. Lineage: Eukaryota; Metazoa; Arthropoda; Insecta; Diptera; Drosophilidae. Bases 78 to 725 code for a protein of 215 amino acids. Gene Ontology annotation, molecular function: protein kinase regulator activity. Gene Ontology annotation, cellular component: protein kinase CK2 complex; cytoplasm.